Molecule: messenger RNA, 1839 nt
Organism: Aphis gossypii (cotton aphid)
Lineage: Eukaryota; Metazoa; Arthropoda; Insecta; Hemiptera; Aphididae
Product: E3 ubiquitin-protein ligase RNF185-like
Exons: 6
Coding region: 568-1119 (183 amino acids)
Biological process (GO): ubiquitin-dependent protein catabolic process
Cellular component (GO): endoplasmic reticulum
Molecular function (GO): ubiquitin protein ligase activity; metal ion binding; ubiquitin-like protein conjugating enzyme binding
Source: RefSeq, a predicted model, not a curated record
UAAUCAUAUAAAUGUUUAAUAAUAAGCAUGAAGAUUAGAAUAUAAUAUUCUAAUCUUCAUGAUAAUAAUUAAUCAAUUAUUAUAAUUUAAUAUUUAAUCUCAAGCUGGUUGCUGGUCGCCGUGUCGGUGUUCUAAUUUUGUGCAACUUUGAUUUCAUUUCGCUAGGACUUCGGUCUGGCCGUUGUCGUCUAUCAGUUACGAAUCUGUUGCCGAAUCCCAGAGUGCGUAUCCGGCAAUCGUCAUAAACUUUAUUUUACCCAUUGAAUUUAUUUAACGGACUUAUAGAACAGUCCGAGCAAAUACGUCAUAUAUUCAUCUAGUCGUAAGUCUUAACAACAACAAUGUUAGUAUGUUACAUCAUUUGUCGUUGAUCGCGUAUGAGGAUAAUGUGUGGAGGAGUUGUUUACUACGUUAAUAUAGAGGAGAUAACCAAAGUUACUUUGGUUUUGGUUAUAAUGUGUGGUGUAUGUGACGUUUGUGUCUACGGUAUUACGUAGGGCUAAUGUUACAAUAUUAUUAAUUAUUACAUUCAUGUAUUAAGUCUGUUUUUGAACGUGUUAGAACGCAAUGGCAACUACUAGCAACGAGUCAGAUUCUUCUCGAAAGAACACAGACAAUAAAGAAAAUGAUAGCAAAGAUGAACAAAAUAACAUGUUUGAAUGUAACAUAUGCUUGGAUAAUGCAAAGGACGCGGUUGUCAGUGUUUGUGGCCAUUUAUUUUGCUGGCCAUGUUUACAUCAAUGGUUAGAAACGCGAUCAAGUCGACAAGUAUGCCCUGUGUGUAAAGCUGUUAUAAGUAAAGACAAAGUAAUACCAAUCUAUGGGCGUGGAAAUACUAAACAAGAAGAUCCGAGAAACAAAGUGCCACCUAGGCCUGCUGGUCAAAGAACUGAACCUGAUGCUCAUACUGGAUUCCCUGGAUUUAACUUUGGAGAUGGUGGUUUCCAUUUGUCAUUUGGAAUAGGAGCAUUUCCUUUUGGAUUUUUAACAUCAUUUAAUUUUUCUGAUCGUCCACACGGAGCUCCAAUUGCUGGUCAAUUACAACAAGAUGAUCAUUACUUAUCAAAAUUGUUCUUAUGGAUUGCAGUAAUAUUUAUUAUUUGGCUAUUGUUGGCAUGAUUUACUUGUACAGUACGUUCUUUUAUAUCAUUAUUUUAUCAUUUAUUGAAUUACUAUAGUAAGCACUUCAUGGUGGCUUCUUUUUUUUAUAAUAUUUUUAUUCACUAUCUAGUUAUAACCUAUUAGAUAUAUAAGCUUUUCAAAUUGUCUUCAUUUUUUAUUUUUUGGUGCUUAGUCUGAAAUCCUUAACUGUGAUUGUUAGUCAUAUUUUUUUGUUAUGAUAUAAAGAACUUAAGUUAUAGUUUAAUAUUAAACUUUUUAACAGUUUGACGAUUAUUGAUCUUUGGUGUAAUUAUGAAUAUUCUUGGGAAAUUAUAUAAUUUAAUUAGUUUCAUGUUUUUAAUAAUAUUAAAUGUGCGAAGCAAACAUUUCAUUUUUUAUUGUAUAAUGUUAUUAUAAUUGAAAGGAUUUAUUUCCAAUUUCACAGUCUAAUUGUGUACUAUUUAUAAAUAUUAUUUUAUUAAUUAUUAUAUUUAUUUAUGAUGGUUUUGUUUUGAGUUAAUUAAAAUAGUGUAAUAAUUAUUUAUGAUUUGUUAUGAUAAAGCUGUAACUUUUUUUUUAUUGUAUUUGUCCCAUUUAUUGUAAGAUUAUUCAACAUAUUGUCUGUUACUCAUUACAUCUAUUUAAUAUUCAUUUCUUUUUUAUUUUUAUUUCCUAAUUCAGUUAACCCGAAAGUACACUUUUAAAGAUAGACUAUAAAUAAAAUUAAUUUUGAAUAUA